Messenger RNA from Kwoniella shivajii, 1914 nucleotides. RefSeq lists its product as uncharacterized. Bases 1 to 1914 code for a protein of 637 amino acids. Gene Ontology annotation, molecular function: transcription coregulator activity; histone H4K16 acetyltransferase activity. The transcript has 11 exons. NCBI's taxonomy places the organism in Eukaryota, Fungi, Basidiomycota, Tremellomycetes, Tremellales, Cryptococcaceae. The record is from RefSeq and is a predicted model, not a curated record. Gene Ontology annotation, biological process: positive regulation of transcription by RNA polymerase II; negative regulation of DNA-templated transcription. Gene Ontology annotation, cellular component: MSL complex; chromatin.
AUGCCCAUCAAGAUUCCUACUUCCCCUUUCAUCGUCACACAAGGGAAAGAGUUGAAAGUUGGUUCUCAGUAUGUCAUACAAAGAGACGGACACCCACCUCGUAUCGCUACUAUACUGGACACGAGGUUGAGCAAAAAUGAAAAUGGAUUGAAAGAAGCUUAUAUAUCAUUUCUGGGUCAAGAUAAAAGAUUAGAUAUAUGGAUCAAGGAGAGUCAGGUAGGAGAAGAAGUGAAUCAGCUUGUAACUUCAGAAGCAGGGCCGUCGAGACUACCUGCUCUGAAUGAUCGAUCAGAUCACAUAAUCGAAAAUGAAGCUGGCCCAUCUACAAUUUCGAGCAAUGAUAAAAUCAAAGAUAAAGAUGGUGAUUUGGAUCAAAUCAAAGAUCGAAAGAAAAGAUCAGAUAAAUCACCUAGACCAAGGAGUGAAGCUUCGACUCCUGAACGAGAACAUGCCGCUAUGACAAGAGUAAGGAAUUUCGAGGAUGUUAGAUUUGGUGAAUAUCUCAUUAAGACUUGGUACUACUCACCUUAUCCAUUACCGCUCAAUGAUCCUUCUCUUUCCCACGUUCCCAGCACACCACAUCGACCAGAACCCCAAGUAUCGUCUAUAUCAUCAUCGUCGUCAUCGAACCCGUCCAAAAAACGUAGAUUAGACAUUGGAACUACCAAACAUCCCGAUAAAGAAAAGGAGAAAGAGAAAGAUCCGACUGUGAUUGGAAUUGUCACUUCUCAUAGACCGAAUUUAAAACAUAAUAGAACGGUUAGUGAGAUGUUCUCAGGUGUGGGCAAAGGGGGUGAAGGCGCCAGAGGUAGAUUAUGGGUUUGUGAUUUAUGCUUCAAGUAUAUGAGGACUAGAACAGGUUGGGAUAGACAUACCAGCUCUUGCGCGAUGCUGCAACCACCAGGAAGGAAAGUAUACCAAAGGGGAAGUUAUACAAUAUGGGAAGUUGAUGGAGCAUAUUCUACUCUUUACUGUCAGAAUCUCUCGUUGUUUGGCAAGUUGUUUAUAGACCAUAAAUCCGUGUUCUUUCACGUCGAGAACUUCUUGUUUUACGUAUUAUGUGAUGCUGCGACAAGUAGGAGAGAUCAAGUCAUGGCUUUUUUCUCAAAGGAGAAACUAUCCUAUGACGAUCAUAAUCUAGCUUGCAUAGUUGCUUUCCCGCCUUUUCAAAAUCGAGGAUUUGGGAAAUUACUCAUUGAAUUCAGUUAUUACUUAACAUAUCAUCCAUCAACAAGACCACUCUCCUUAUCACCAGGCACACCAGAACGUCCCCUAUCAGAUUUAGGGUUGAAAGGAUAUACAGCUUGUUGGAUUUCGAUAGUCUUGAGGUUUUUCAAAGAUCUGUUAUCUAAUGCAGAACCUUUCAAAUUAUAUGAGUCACCUAGAAAAAUGGUAAAAUCGCCAAUAAAACCUAUUCCACCUAAAAGCAAAGAAUCGGAAGGAAGGGUAUUGAGGAUAAGAAAACCUAUCAGUAGUGAUGAUGACAAGAAUACAACAUUAUCAAGAGGAAAAGGUGAAAAAGUGAUCAUCAAUGAGAUAGAAAUCGUCAAGACUCCCAUUGUCAGUCACAGAGGGCAAUACUCGAUCACAUUGAAUUUGAUGGAAAUUGCAAAAGCUGUUCAUCUUAGAAUCGAUGAUGUAUCUUUCACUUUAUCAGAGUUGGGUCUCCUAUCACACAGAAGGGAUAUGACAAGGACAAGUAGUAGUGCAAGAAAUGCAAGUGGGAAUGUGGACGGAAAUCGAAAAGAAAAUGGGAAUGGAGCAGCAAGUGGGGAAGAAGGGAAAAGGGAUGAGACAGAAGGAGAAUGGAAAGAUAUCGAGAUAGUCAUUUCGAGAGAUAUGAUUGAUGAUUUAUGGAAAAAAUGGAAUGUAAGAGAUAAAGGUGUAUUAGAAGAAGAGUAUGUUUUGUUGUAG